Messenger RNA from Cloeon dipterum, 1415 nucleotides. It is a transcript of the gene Nup44A, whose product is annotated as nuclear pore complex protein Nup44A. Gene Ontology annotation, molecular function: protein binding; structural molecule activity. The record is from RefSeq and is a predicted model, not a curated record. Gene Ontology annotation, biological process: cellular response to amino acid starvation; positive regulation of TORC1 signaling. The coding region runs from base 150 to 1301 and encodes 383 amino acids. The transcript has 5 exons. Gene Ontology annotation, cellular component: nuclear pore outer ring; Seh1-associated complex. Lineage: Eukaryota; Metazoa; Arthropoda; Insecta; Ephemeroptera; Baetidae.
GGUCUCACGUCUCAAAUCUGUGGACUUGCCUGUCGUAAAUAAACAAACUGUUCGCCGAUAAUCCGAUUUAUUUUUCGGCCUGGUAGCAAUUAGAUAAGUCAUGUUUGAGGCUCUCUCGGUAGACACUGAACACAAAGAUUUAAUUCACGAUGUGGCCUUUGACUAUUAUGGCCAGAGGAUGGCCACAUGCUCUAGUGACCAACAAGUCAAGGCUAGUCUGGGAUCUUGAUUUGCACGGGUCUUGGCACUGCACGUCGUCCUGGAAGGCUCACAGCGGAUCAGUUUGGAAAGUAACAUGGGCCCAUCCUGAGUUCGGUCAGGUCCUCGCCACAUGCUCCUUCGAUAGGACGGCUGCAGUCUGGGAGGAAAUUCCAGCCGGCGAUGGCCCUGGCGAGACAGCCCGCUCACACUGGAUCCGCCGCACUAACAUGGUUGACUCAAGGACCUCAGUCACCGACGUCAAAUUCGCUCCUCGACAGUUAGGGCUUCAGUUGGCUACCAGCUCCUCCGACGGGGUCGUUAGAAUCUACGAGGCGCCAGAUGUUAUGAACCUCAGUACUUGGACAGUGCAGUAUGAGAUCCAAGCUAAAAUGCCUAUAAGCUGUCUCACGUGGAACUGCUCCUUUUCAAGCAAACACCUUCCUCUUCUUGCUGUCGGGAGCGAUGAAGUCGCGGCUCCUCAGGGAACUAUUGCUGGAGGGCAAACCUCAAAUGUGGUCAUUGGAGCAGCCAAAGUUGUUCUGUAUGAAUACAGUGAGAACUCAAGAAGAUGGGCAAAAGCUGAAUCUCUUAACGCUGUCACCGAACCAGUGCAUGACAUUACGUUUGCCCCCAACUUUGGCAGAUCCUACCAUUUGCUGGCGAUAGCAUCAAGAGACGUCAAAUUAGUAAUUCUGCGACCUCUUGAGGACAGCACUGAAACUGCCACUGGAUUGACUAAAUUCUCCGUGGAGAUCGCAGCUAGGUUUGAAGAUCACUACAGUGUGGUCUGGAGAGUCUCUUGGAACAUAACAGGGACGAUUCUUGCUUCAUCAGGAGACGACAACUGCGUUCGGCUUUGGAAAGCAAACUAUGCUGGUGUUUGGAGAUGCGUUGAGGUACUAAGAGACGACACUGGCUCGGCGCACACCUCUGCCGACUCGGAGCUUCCGCCAAUCAGUACUGGUCAGUCCGGAGGACACAGCUACGUGCCCCUUUCGGCAGCGGCAGCCGUGAGUGGUUCACAGACUCUGGUCGGGGGAGCAACAAAGUAUUACAAGCUUGGCUCCAUCAAGAAUCAGAAUCAAGUACCAUGGCAUUGAAACUACUUAAUGCGGUAAGUGAAAGCAUCUGUCAUUUGAAUGUUAAAACAAGGAGUGAGCAUAAGCGUGUGAAUAUGGAAUAAUAAAAUAAGUUGAUGUUUAUAAGUGCAAAAA